Molecule: messenger RNA, 5077 nt
Organism: Anolis carolinensis (green anole)
Lineage: Eukaryota; Metazoa; Chordata; Lepidosauria; Squamata; Anolidae
Gene: wfikkn2
Product: WAP, follistatin/kazal, immunoglobulin, kunitz and netrin domain containing 2
Exons: 2
Coding region: 962-2692 (576 amino acids)
Biological process (GO): transforming growth factor beta receptor signaling pathway
Cellular component (GO): extracellular region
Molecular function (GO): transforming growth factor beta binding; serine-type endopeptidase inhibitor activity; receptor antagonist activity
Source: RefSeq, a predicted model, not a curated record
AGUACAUUCCUGUAUGCAGGUUUCCAUAGAGUUAAACUGUUCCUAUUUUUUUUCCUUAAAGAGGUCAGCAAAAAGUCGUACAAUAGGGGUCUCGUGUUCAUGAACUGUGAAGGAAUUUUUAAAAAUUUCCCAUGGCGGGUUUGGUGUGCAGCAAAAAAGGAAACUUGGGGAAAAAGAUAAAUAAAGCAAGUGAGGGGCUUCGGGGUAAUUUGCAAAGACAUAUUGCCUUCCAUAUCCUAAACUAAAACAUGUUAUUGCUUCUCCUGUCGCUGCACGUUUCUUUCCCCUCUCUUUUAAUAACAAAAAUGUUAUAUUUAAGCUUUAAUUGCUUCAGUCCUACUAAGCUGGUUCUUUUAAAAUGAACUAUUGUAUAUAUUUCCGUGGCAUCGGGAAAUCCCUCUGACUGUAGGUUCAUAUUAUUUAGACAAGCCCUCUUUCAGAAGUAAAUGCCAUUCUUAGCAUAGGGAAGUACUUUAGGUCUAAAGGGGUUAAGAAGGCCUCCUUCCAUUCAGAAACAUGCAGGGGUCCCACCGUGGCAGUUCCAGCCUUUAAAACUCUUUCCAGCUUUUUUUCCCUUCCCUACUAACAAAUCUGUACGACUGCCACCAGGACAUAAGAAGCGUGUGCCUGUCACAGAAAUAGAGUUUACUUUUUCCAACUUCUUGUUGCGAGGCAGGGUAUAAAUACAGCCAACUCUGGCUUGGACGAAGAGCCUUUCGCUUAAAAUAAGGGGAUACUUCUAAGACUUUUAAUCCAACGAGGUCCAGAACAGACUGCAUCACCGGCACCAAAGUGGAAAAGAAGUCUGGGAGAGCUGAAAGAAAGCAGGUGUAGAUGGCUCCUUUGUUUUAACUUCUUUUAAAAAAUUCAGGCGGUGAGUCACACCCAGACGUGGCCUCCCAUCUAAUUGUUGAUUUUAAUUUUUUUCAAAAAAAUAAUCCCCCUCUGGAGCUAUUCUGAAAUGACCUUUUUCAAACUUUUCACACGAUGGAUAUGGAUAUGGAUACUGUCAGGGGAAAGCCUUAUCCUUUUACUUCUCGAGUUUCCUUUCAAAGGUACUGCCUUGCCUCCGAUUCGGUAUUCUCAUGCUGGGAUAUGUCCAAAUGAUAUGAAUCCCAACCUCUGGGUGGAUGCCCAGAGCACCUGCAGGAGGGAGUGCGAAACUGACCUGGAAUGUGAGACCUUUGAAAAGUGCUGUCCAAAUGUCUGUGGGACAAGGAGCUGUGUGGCAGCCCGAUACAUGGAUGUCAGAGGAAAGAAAGGACCUGUGGGGAUGCCGAAAGAGGCUACAUGUGACCGCUUCAUGUGCAUCCAACAAGGUUCUGAAUGUGAUAUCUGGGAUGGGCAACCUGUUUGCAAAUGCAAAGACAGAUGUGAAAAAGAGCCAAGUUUUACAUGCGCAUCAGAUGGACUCACUUAUUACAACAAGUGUUACAUGGAUGCAGAAGCAUGCACCAAAGGCAUUACCCUCAAUGUGGUGACGUGUCGCUAUCAUCUCACCUGGCCAAAUACCAGCCCUAUUCCUUCAGAGACGACUGCUCAUCCCACCACUGCCUAUUUAGAGACAACCAUCACUGACAUCCUUCCACCUGUACUUGUCAACAACCCAGCCCACCAAUCUGUCUACGUAGGAGAGACUGUCAGCUUUCUAUGCGAUGUUGCUGGUCGGCCUAAACCAGAAAUCACCUGGGAGAAGGAGACUGAGAAAAAUGAGAAAAUCAUUAUGAGGCCCAACCAUGUCCGUGGGAACAUUGUGGUCACUAACAUUGCACAGUUAGUGAUCUACAACACACAGCUGCAAGAUGCGGGCAUCUAUACCUGCAUGGCCAAAAAUGUGGGUGGCAUUCUCAGGGCAGAUUUCCCACUCUCAGUUCUCAAAGGGGAGGCUACCUCUAUGGAAACAGCUCAGAACAAAACGCACUUUCCAACCGACGAGUGCCUCAAGCAACCUGACAGUGAAGACUGCGGAGAGGAGCAAACCCGAUGGUAUUAUGAUGCCAAGAAAAACAACUGCUUCACUUUCAUCUAUGGAAACUGUAACAGCAACCUGAAUCACUUUGAGACCUAUGAAAACUGCAUGUUGACUUGCAUGAAUGGCCCCAUCAAUGUCUGCAACCUGCCAGCCCUCCAAGGUCACUGCAAAGCCUAUGAGCCCCGGUGGGCCUACAACAGCUUGACGAAACAAUGCCAGUCUUUCAUUUAUGGAGGUUGCGGAGGCAACGAGAAUAACUUUGAGAGCAAAGAGGCCUGUGAAGAAAUGUGCCCUUUCCCUAGGAACAUGCACUGCAAAGCUUGCAAGGCUUGCAGGCCACGCCAAAAGCUGGUGACCAGCUUCUGCAAAAGUGAUUUUGUUAUCCUGGGUCGGGUGACCGAAUUGACGGAGGACCAGGACUCAGGACAUGCGUUGGUGACUGUGGAGGAGAUCCUAAAGGAUGAGAAAAUGGGACUUAAAUUCCUGGGCAGGGAGCCUCUAGAAAUUACUCUCUUGAACAUGAACUGGAGCUGCCCUUGCCCCAACAUAACUGCAGCUGAUGGUCAGCUCAUCAUAAUGGGCGAUGUCCACAAUGGAAUGGCUGUUCUGCAGCCAGACAGCUUUGUGGGGGCCUCUAGCAUCCGGCGGGUGCGGAAGCUGCGCGAGGUCAUCCACAAGAAAACCUGCGAGCUACUAAAAGAGUUCUUAGGACUACACUAAUAUCCUCUUUUCAGCUUUCCAGGUCUGUGUUAUUAUAUAGUGCUAACAAAAGGUAGUCUAGCCUAGAAAAAUUGAGAGGCAAAACUGUUUGCCGAUAGAUGUUAUGCGUUAUUACACAGAAGCCAUAUAUUAACUCAUUAAUUAUGUGUAGUAAUGAGGCAGAAGCCUUUUUGGAAAGCACUUAAAAUAGAAGCAAACAGCUAUUAGUCUUUAGAUUUCAAUCCUUCUAUUUGCUUAGAAAUGCCAUCUGACAAUCAUCACAUAAUACAAAUGCAGUUUUCUCCAUAAAAGACCAAAUUCAUAGCUUUCUAUCUGGUUCAGAGCUAAAUCACAUACACUAUCAUUCUAAUGAUAAUUGCUGUCAUUUGGCAUACAGAGACAUUUGUAAAAACAGCUGAAAUGUCUAAUAUUCAUAAGCAGGUUGCAAGAGAAGAAGGUGUAAAUUAUUCCAUAUGUUCACAAUAAUGAUGUCAGUUAUACCACUCCAUCACAAAAUCUGUUUUUAUAUUACUGCUGUUGUAUGCUUUCAAGUCAUUUCUGACAUAUGUUGACUCUAAGAUGAAGGUAUCAUGGGAUUUUCUUGGUGCAAUUUGUUCACAGGCGGCUUGUCAUUGGCUUUCUCUGAGGCUGAAAUAAUGUGAUUUCCCAAGGUCAUUCAGUGGGUUUCUAUGACAGAACAAGGAUUUUAAUGCUAGUCUCCCAGUGUCCAUCUCCCAGUCUCCACCCAUAACUGGCCUAUCACUUGCUGUCGUUCAGUGGCAGAGAGUAUGCACUGACCAAAAUCCUGUACGAAGGCACAUCCACGUAAAACCACAACUCACUAUGUGAUGGGGAAAAAAUACCUCUGCCGCCCCCAGCAGCAUCAGUAAAAGCAAGCACUGGAACAGAUGUUCUGAUUUGGUGGAAGAUAGCUCCUCUAUGUCAACCAUCGAAUGUGAAGCUCUUUGUUGGAAAAGAAAAAAGACCUGAAAUCCUGGAGAAUCGUUUAUAUCUGAAAAUUCAUUAUAACAAGCCAAAUUCCUUAGGGUAAUUUUUUUAGAAAAACAGCAACAACAGCCCCCGUCGAAACAUUAAUCAUACAUGACACAAGGGCAGAUUAUUAAUUGACAUUCACAAAUAUUGCCAUUUCUUUAUAGGCCUACAUUUCACUCUUUCAAGUGGUAAAUGGUUAGGUCUGGGCUCCAAGGAGGAGACAACAAAGAAAAACAACCAUGCGAUUCAGCUUCAUAAUGGUUCAAAAUAACAGUUGAACAUACUUAGAUAAAAAGACAUAAAGUGGGAAGCAUCCAGUAAAAUGGAUGCUGAAAGGAAAGACAUAGUUUCAGAUGCUGGAAGAUUAUAUUUGUCUGCUGAAAGUCAUAGUUUGUUUCAACCUGGGGAUACUCUAAACUUUAGAUAAUAUUCUUGUAUAGUCCUGAUGAAGGCCUUUGAAAAAUCAAUAACUAACAUCAUUGGCUUUUUAGCUAAUACACAUAAUCUGCCAUCAUCUUGAAACACAUCUCAUUCUUUUGCAGAUCACAUACUUAGGCAUCAACUUGUAAUAUGAGGCAGGUAGCAGUGAGGAGAUAUACUGUCUUUCCAAUUUGCAUGACAGUUGGCUAUAUAGGACAUGGCUAUAUUAUUAUUUCAACCUCCCCCCCCCCAAACAGACACACAUACACACUUAUCAAAACGUCAAUUUUUCAAAAGCAGUAUGUGUGUAAUAAAAUGGGGCCAUUUUAUUACAAUCUGUCUGCCCUCAGGGUCCCAGUGGCAGAAAAUUGGCUCCUCGGCCAGCUGUAGUAGCCUACAAAGAGUGAGGCAACUGCCUUAAGUAGUAGGUGAAUUGAUAUUGUGACAUCUAAGAAUAACAGUCUAGAAGAACACCAAAUAUGUCAAGUGCAGGUAUAUAAAAGUCCAAUCAAACCUAUUUCAAAAGUUGACCUCUGCUAGUAUUUAGAAAUUGAAGACUAGACACUUUUGCUCAGCCACAAGUGACUGCUUAUGAGGAGAAAUCCAAUCUAUUACAUGCCUUAGAGCAGUGGUUCUCAGCCUGUGGGUCCCCAGGCAUUUUGGCCUACAACUCCCAGAAAUCCCAGCCAAUUUACCAGCUUUUAGUAUUUCUGGGAGCUGAAGACUAAAACAUCUGGGGACCCACAGGUUGAGAACCACUGUCUUAGAAAGUCAUGUUGUGAUUUGGAGACAGUGGAGACAAACUGGGAUGCAGGCAUUUUCCUACAGUGAUCUCUGUUACGUCAUGGAUGAGGCAGCAGAAGGAUGGAAAAACUGUUUGUGUUCCAGAUGUGGAACUGAAAGUGUCUAGAAAGGUACCUUGUAUUUGUAUUUUGUGUGCAAGAAUACUCAAAGUUCUGCAUAAAAAAAAUAAAGUAAGACCAAUUAAAUGCA